This is a messenger RNA of Asterias rubens (European starfish), 5000 nucleotides long. RefSeq lists its product as uncharacterized. The record is from RefSeq and is a predicted model, not a curated record. The transcript has 3 exons. Gene Ontology annotation, biological process: cell surface receptor signaling pathway; G protein-coupled receptor signaling pathway. Gene Ontology annotation, molecular function: G protein-coupled receptor activity. Lineage: Eukaryota; Metazoa; Echinodermata; Asteroidea; Forcipulatida; Asteriidae. Bases 15 to 4235 code for a protein of 1406 amino acids. Gene Ontology annotation, cellular component: membrane.
AUCGCCCUACUAAGAUGACUUAUUUGUUCACAAUGAGACUGAUGAUGUUAUGUGUAGUGUCUCUUUGUCUCUAUGGUGAAUUAUCCGCUUCUCGGCAUACUAAGAACUUUGAAGUAGCUGACAAUGUUACGGUUACACUUUGCCGAGACCUCCAUCUUUGCCAGAACAUUGGAUGUGGAACUAGUUGGAUUAAGAACAGCGUAUGUCAAUGCGACUGGGCAUGCGAGUUUUUCGACGACUGUUGCCUGGAUAUUGCUUCGGUAUGUUCUAUAGAUAGUUCUGAUGUAUUGGACUCUCUAAAGAAACCACAGUUUGAGUGCAUCUCUGUAACACGUGACUUAUGGAUGGUGAGCCAUUGUCCAUAUGCUGCUGAAGUCUCGCCAACUUACGCGCAGACUCACGAGAACUGUGAGUCCACAGAUAACACCAACCCGCUGACUUUGAUACCGGUAACUGAUGCAAGUGGUAUCACAUUCAGAAACAUCUAUUGCGCCCUCUGUCAUGGCCGCUCUACAAGCAACCUCGUUCCCUGGGAACUGAAAGCAACCUGCCCGAAGCCUAUUCACCAGAAUACCUCGUACGCAGUAUUCCUCAGGAAGGUUUGGAAUGAAUGCGAUCACUAUUUGGAGCUGCCAGCAGUGGAUGUUAGCGGUCCUGCAACACGAAGACCAUGUAUCCCUUCUCUAAUUACAACCUGUCAACAACAUCAUCCUCAUUCCCAGAGCCUCCUAUCUUCAUGUCAGAACUUCACGGCUGUUGUUAAGUUCCGUGAUGAUGGAUCACUGUACAGAAAUCCAGCAUGCUUUGCCGCGUGUAAAGGUUCAUCACACAACUACUCCCUAGAAUGUCCAACAUCGGCUUCUCAAUUGAGUAGUGACCAGAUAUUCCCUACGUUUAUACAAAUAGUACCUAAAACUUCUGAUGAUUUAAUACCGGUUAGUGCUUUUUUUCCUCGUUUCACUCAUUUCAGUGUCUCACUGUCUGUCAUACUCAACUUCAACCCAACCGACGGGAGCCCAGAUCAAUGUUCAGAGGGUGACUUUUUCGACCCCUUCAGCCAAACCUGCCUUAGUCCACAGUGUGAGGAGGGGCUUGAGUAUGUAGCAACUGAGCAGCGAUGUGAACCUCUCAAUAAUCAGCCUCAGUCAAAGCCGGCUAAUGAUAACUCGUUCCUUUGCAUAGGUGACAGUCACCAAGGCCCUGGUAUCCUCUUAAUGAUCACGACUUCAUCGGAGACUACAAACCUGACUAGUAACUCACCCAACACAGAAACAGGAUACGAGAACAAGAAACGAUGCAUUCGUGACCUUCUGGGUGUAAACUUGACCUCUGUUCAGGAAGAUGAUGAUCCUUACUCGGGCAACUCAAGUCAAUUUGCUUUCAAGAUUUUGGUUAAACUACAAACAAAUAACACUGAGAUUGACACCAGCAUCUCACGACGGCAGGCAAUUGGUUAUCUUGUCGAAGACAUCGAGACUAAACUUGAGUCAGUAGAGACAGACGAGUCUCAAUGUGGACUUCAAAGUCUACAACUCGUCCAGUACUGUAAUGGGAAAGAGGGGACUCCUUAUGGAGUCACACUGUGCUCUAGCUCUCACGCGGACUGGCUUCCUCUGGAAAAUGAAACACAAGUCAGAGUGAACAACCAGACGGUAUGGGCAUUCGAUGCUAGUCACAAUGCGUGGUACAAACUACAGGAAUACAAUCUACGUAUCCAGUACAGCAAACAUGGAUCUGUCUUCACGAAACUGAGACUUGAGAUCGGUCUAUGUAGCAGGGCUCCUAAUAACUCAUGCCCAGCCUUCAUCAAGCUGAAUGAAUCACAAUUCUCGCUGGUUGAUGAAGAUACAGAAGACUUUGAGAAUUAUGCAAACGGCAGCUUGAUCUUUCUUCAAACAGAGGAGAUUCUUGGACCUGAUGAGUUCACAAGAACCGAAGACGGGCAAAUAAGUAUCUGCGCCUCUAAACUACCUCAGAACGGAACUCGUUUUUUUAACUUUAACAACGCUCAAAACAUUCUCAGUACGGUUGGUUUCAUCAUUUCAGUUGCUGCUGGAAGCGUCUCGCUCGUCACUUAUCUCGUUUUUCCAAGUCUUCAUGGCCGAACCAGGAAAGCAAUCAUGGGGAUGGUGACGUCACUCAUUGCCGCCCAAACUCUUUUACUCCUCGGUGGUGUUGCAGCAGCGAAUGGCAAAGCUUGUAUGGCCGUUGCAGUGACUGGACAUUUCCUAUGGCUGGCGAGUCUUACUUGGACCAACGUGCUUGCCUUCUUGUUAUGGCAUACCUUCGCUACCAAGAACCCAUCCCCUUCAAGUAGCAAGAUUGCUGUUACUAGCAAGAUCAACAUCUUAAGCUGUUCAUAUGCUCUUGGUAUUCCAUUGGCUAUAGUGAUAGUUUGUUUGAUCAUUCACUUCUGCUCUUGCACCGAUAUUGCAGUGGUGUAUAACAACGAUGCGCACUGUUGGAUUCAGUCUGGGCCAAUCAAUCUGGUCGUAUUUGGAGCUCCUAUGGCGCUGUUUCUUGUCAUCAACAUCAUUCUCUUUACACGGACCGUCUGGGCAAUCCGUUCAUCACAUCGUAGAUCAGCAGCACAGUUUAAUCAAGGUCGUGAUACGUCAUUUCUGAAACGGAGAAGCAAAGAGCUCUUCAUUUACGUCAGGAUGGCCAGUCUGAUGGGAUUCACUUGGGUGUUUGGUUUUUCUGCGGCCUUCUCAGGAGCAGAGGCUCUUUGGUAUCUCUUCAUCAUCCUUAACUCACUCCAAGGAUUCUUCAUCUUCCUCUCCUUCACUUUCAAUUAUCAAGUAAAGGAGCUUUGGAAGAAGAAGUUAAUACCGAUCCGGGACUCAAUGAUUAAUAAGACAAGCGUCUUGGCAAGCAGAGGUAUGAACAGAACCACAACCUCUACCAUCAGUGCAGGGAUCGCUCUCAGUGAUGUCUCAAGCUCUAAUGAUUACCAGAGUACUUCGACGUCGAACAACAACAACUAUGAAACAUCUUCCGAGACGUCUUCAAGAUUCAAGAUGGCCCUUAGACGCCUCAAAGAGAAGUAUACUCAGCCCUCUGAGCAAGACACAGACAAGAGACAAACAAAACCUCCAAUACCAGUUAAGGAAGAUGUCCAAGGCUCCUUACCAUUUUCUCCCGCCUUUCGUGCAUCAUCGGAAUAUGAAGAGGUGAUACCUGGAAGAUGUCUCAAAAAAAGAGAUGACAAGACAAGAUUUUGGCAUAAAUUAAGUCUUCAUCCUCCAAAACCUACCACUCCGUCUUUGAAAACAGCUGAAAAUGUAAGGACGGCCAACGACGGUCCUACAGGUUCCUUAGCUGGUCCUUCCCGAUACCGUGCAUCCUCAGCAUAUGAAGAAGUGAUACCCGGAAGAUGUCUUCGAGCAGACCACACACAAGACGGUCCUACGUCUUCAAAGUCAACUGAAGAUGCAUCAAAAAGCAAAAGUGAAGUCCAUCCCCAUGGUACAGGAACAGAAAUACAACUUCCCAAGAUCCCACUUCUGCCAUUCAAAAUUCCCAGGCACUCAAAGACGUCUGUUUCACAGAACAAUAACCAUUGUGUUCAUCCUGUUAAGAAUGUCGAUGAAGAUGCAACAAUCCCAGUAAAACAGUUACCAUCUCGACGUCCAAUACAUAGCUUAGAGAAAGAGCCCGAAACAGAAGCGAACUGCAAAGUUCGUUUAGAUAAGCCGCCUAUUACCCCUCAUAGUAAUCUGCAAUGUAAGACAGGAAAUGCCCAGACCAAGGAAAGAUCUUACCUCAAUCCAAUCAAUCAUGCAAAGUCCUCUUGUACAAAUCCUCUACCCCUUUUGACACCAAAGCCCUCUCUGAACCCAAAGCCCCCUCUGAACCCAAAGCCCUCUCUGACCCCAAAGCCCCCUUUGAUGACCCCGAAGCCACAACUGCAAGAAUCUACCAAUGGAGAUCAUUCUAAGCUAGAAGUCACAAUGAACGCGUCUCGCUACAAGGUGCCUGUUCUUCCUCUAUUUAGCUCUUUUCCAAAGAGGGAUGACUCUGCCAGCACACCCACUGGUAACCCAAACCUUGUCGAGACUCCUGAUAUCAAGACGGAUACCAACAUGAACCCAACCCAGAAUACUUUGCCGUCUGUGAAACAACCUCCUCCUCCAAGACCAAAACCCAGAAAUACUCAUGAGUCACGUGACGAAUCGGGAUGGCAUGACGUCAUUGGUCAGAUCGAAGGCCAAUCAAUGCUAAAAUCGAAGUAGAUCGUUGCAUACAACCCCGCACAAAGUUUCGCACGUAUUUGAACAGUAUAAAUUAUCUUGGAACGAGUAUAAAAUAAUCAGUAAGUUUCUCUAAACUUAUGGUGUCUUUGCCUUAUUUUAUACCGCUGCCUAACGAUAAGCAAAUUUUCGUGCUCACUGUAGCAGUAAAAUUUGCUUUCACAGGUAAGCACAGGUUAGCAGAAAAAUUGGGCUGCGUUUACCAUGAAUUUGCAUUGUGACGUCAUUUAUUUUCUCGCGGUAAGCACCGGAAUGUUAGCAUACCUUUUCGUGUCCUUUACGGUUAGCAGCGCUAUGAAACGGAAAUCGCACAGUAAGCACAAAAUCGGCCGCUAAGCAGCUCUAUGAAAUUACGCCCAGGUGGUUUUAGUGGAAACCGUCCGGUGAUUUUAUAAAUUGCUCUAGUUAACAGAAAAAACACUGUAUAUCAGGCGCCUACUCGGGUGGGCAGACACUGCUCAAAAUUGCAAAGGUCGUUGGUUCGAAUCCCACCCGAUAUUCCCGUGAAUAUUAAACUCGGGAAAGUACUGAGUACACUUUGCUAUUAAAAUAAAUUUGUCGGUGUAUUUAGGUAUAACCAAACUGAGUAAUCAUUUAAAUGUUGUUAUUCCAUGUACUCCACGCGCCUGCACCAUUGAUAUCCCGAUAAUGUAGUUUGUGUGCAGUACUGAACGGGGCCCAAUUUCAUGGCUCUGCUUACCGUAAGCACAGAAUCGGCGCUUACGGAAGCAGGGAAUUCUGUGCUUA